AUGCAUUCCGUGUCUGCCGACCCCAAGGAGAGCACGCGCCAUCUGUUCUCUACCCUCUCUCCCCUUCCCACCCCAUCGCCGUCUGUUCGGAUACGAGAUCUCUGCUCUAUCUUCUUCCAAACAUCUGACACCGUUAUUCAACUCAACUUCACGUCCUUGAUCCUUGCCCAAGCACUCACAACCAUGUCGACGACCGCCACCCUCUCCGCAGCCGAGCUGCAGCGCAUCCGGGCCCAAUUCCCAGCGCUCGUCUUCGCCGACACCCCCAACACGGGCAUGUCUGGCUACGUGUUCGCCGAGAACGCGGGCGGAAGUCAGGUGCUCUCCACCGUCGCCGAAUCGAUCACGUCGUACCUCCUGCGAACGAACGUGCAGAUGGGUGCUUAUCCGCUUGCGGUGAGUGCCGAACGAAACGUAUCGCUGGGAACGUGUGCAGCAGCGGUGCUGUUGGGAGCCGAGUCGCCGGACGACGUGAUGAUCGGUCAGAGUGCUACUGCGCUGGUGGCGAGUAUUGCGUUGAUGAUCGAGAAUCAGGGAAGGUGGGGUGAGGGGGAUGAGGUGGUGAUCAGCGAUGCUGAUCAUGAAACCAACAGGGGUGCGUGGACUAGGUUGGCGAAGAGGCUGGGUAUGCAGCUCAAGAACUGGCCGGUCGAAACGACUUCGCAGAACAACGCAUUCGCAGCAACGCUCAACCCGGACGCUUUGAAGGACAUCGUUACACCGCGGACGAAGUUGGUCGCAUUCACUGCAUGCUCCAACCUGCUCGGCGCCUUCACGGACAUCCCCAAAGCCGUAGAGAUCGUUCGAUCCAUCGCUCCCGACGCGCUGAUCGUCGUCGACUGCGUAGCCUUCGCACCGCACCGUCGCGUCCAACCCCGCGUAUGGGGGGUGGAUAUCGCCUUCUUCAGCCUGUACAAGACGUACGGCGCCCACGUGGGUGCCAUGUACAUCGACCCACGGGUCAAGACGCAGCUGAAGAGGUUGAACCACUUCUUCCUCCAACCAUCGCCUGGUGAGGGGGAGGGCAUUAAGGGGAUGUAUCCUUUCCAGACGAGUUCGGUGCAGUAUGAGCUGAACCACAGUAUCGCUGCCGUGGCGGACUAUCUGGUUUCCCUAGGCAGAGGUAAAGUUGGCGAAAAGGGAGAGGAGGUGGAUUGGAAUGGGUUGUUCGAGAGAGCCAGCGCUCUGCCCUACGUCGCACAGACGAAAGGUUCUGAUGGUGCGGCGAGCAGUGGCAGGGUGAAGAUGACACGAGCUCAAGCAGAGGAGGUGCUCGAUCGGGCAUUCGCCAAGAUCGCGGAUCACGAAUCCAAGCUCUCCUCGCUCUUCAUCCAGGCUCUGCUCAAACACGCCUCCAAGGGAGUGCGGAUCGUCGGUGUAGAAUCCUCCUCCUCUUCCGAACGAGCUCCGACGGUGGCGUUCGUCGCGAUCGAUCCAAGCACCGGCAAACAACGGGUCGGCACGAGCAAGGCGAUCCACACGGCGCUGGUGGAAGGCGGGAAGAUGGGCGCACAGCAGGGACACAUGUACGCACAUCGUCUGGUCGAGAGUUUGGGGCUCGAUCUCAAGGACGGCGUGGUGAGGGUGAGUUGGGUGCACUACAAUACCGAGGAGGAGGUGGAGCGGGUUGUAGGCUGGUUGGACGGGGUGUUGGAGCAUGUGCUGGGUUGA
Pseudozyma hubeiensis SY62 is the source of this 1671-nucleotide messenger RNA. RefSeq lists its product as hypothetical. Bases 1 to 1671 code for a protein of 556 amino acids. The transcript has a single exon. NCBI's taxonomy places the organism in Eukaryota, Fungi, Basidiomycota, Ustilaginomycetes, Ustilaginales, Ustilaginaceae. The record is from RefSeq and is a predicted model, not a curated record.